Oncorhynchus nerka (sockeye salmon) is the source of this 1861-nucleotide messenger RNA. Its product is annotated as gastrula zinc finger protein XlCGF17.1-like. The record is from RefSeq and is a predicted model, not a curated record. Lineage: Eukaryota; Metazoa; Chordata; Actinopteri; Salmoniformes; Salmonidae. The transcript has 3 exons. Gene Ontology annotation, cellular component: nucleoplasm. Gene Ontology annotation, molecular function: RNA polymerase II cis-regulatory region sequence-specific DNA binding; DNA-binding transcription repressor activity, RNA polymerase II-specific. The coding region runs from base 251 to 1252 and encodes 333 amino acids. Gene Ontology annotation, biological process: regulation of transcription by RNA polymerase II.
UGCACUGUGGUAGUGGAGGGGGGGACCGGAAGUUCCGGUAGACGCACACUAUUCUUUCGAGUGAAGAGAAAGCCAGAACUGCUGUCCUUUUUUCUUGUUACUACAGGCCGACUCAGAUUAAGUCUGAGGUCGGUAACAUCAACAGUGAGGACAAACCCAACCUGUCUCUCCUUCCACACUGAGUCCAAACCUACAGUUACUGGGUCCUGAUUGUGACAGUGGAGCCCAGUUUGCACUGCAGGAUCCAGAGAUGGCAUCAAUGAAUCUGGAAGACUGCAGUCAAACACUGAAGCUGAAUGUCAUCAUUAAAGAUGAAGAAGAGGAGGAGAAGAUUGGAGACCAUGUUGAGACAUUCUCUACAUCCAGAGAGCAACAGCAGGAAGGUCACAGAGCUAAGAGGUUUCACCACUGCCCACAUUGUGAGGAGAUAUUCCCAAUUCUAUCAAAGCUAAAAAAACACCUUAAAAUACACACAGGAGAGAAUCUGUAUCCCUGUACUGACUGUGGGAAGAGAUUCACGACAUCAAGGUCUCUGACAGUUCAUCAGAGAAUACACACAGGAGAGAAGCCUUACUCCUGCUCUGACUGCGGAAAGAGUUUCUCUAGAAUGGGCAAUUUAAAAACACAUGAACGUAUACAUACAGGAGUGAAGCCUUACUCCUGCUCUGUCUGUGGAAUUUGUUUCUCUCGACUGGGUGACUUAAAAACACAUGAACGUAUACAUACUGGAGUGAAGCCUUAUUCCUGCUCUGACUGUGACAAGAGUUUCUCUCGACUGGGCCACUUAAAAACACAUGAACGUAUACAUACAGGAGUGAAACCUUACUUCUGCUCUGACUGUGGAAAUAGUUUCUCUCGACUGGGAAACUUAAAAACACAUAAACGUAUACAUACAGGAGUGAAGCCUUACUCCUGCUCGUACUGUGGAAAGAGUUUCUCUCGACUGGGCGACUUAAAAACACAUGAACGUAUACAUACAGGAGUGAAUUCUUACUCCUGCUCUGACUGUGGAAAGAGUUUUACUCGACUGGGCCACUUAAAAACACAUGAACGUAUACAUACAGGAGUGAAGCCUUACUCCUGCUUUGACUGUGGAAAGAGUUUCUCUCGACUGGAAAACUUAAGAAGACAUGAACGUAUACAUACAGGAGAGAAGCCUUACUCCUGCUCUGAUUGUGUAAAAUGCUUCACAACAUCAACUGACCUAAAAGUUCAUCAGAGAACACACACAGGAGAGAAGCCUUACCACUGAUCUGACUUACAGCUGAGCUAAAAGGGUCAUCGAUGAACACACACAGAAGAGAAGCCUUACUUCUGCUCUUAAUGUGGCAAGAGUUUCUCCAGAUUGGGCAAUGAAAAGACACAAAAACUGAUACACACUUGAGAGAAGCCUUAUCACUGCACUGACAGUGAGAGGAGAUUCUACAGAUUGGGCCAUUUAAAGACACCAUUGUAUACAUAAAGGAGAGAGUCCUUGUCAGUUCUCUCAGACCAGCUGAGAUUAGUCACUCAAUCACUUAAUUUUAAUUUCAUAAAAUAAUUGUCAACACUAUUGCAAUCCUAUUGUUUCUCACUGUGAGAACUGUGCAGAGGAAAGGGAGCAUUCUAGAAUGUUAGCCUUUCUUUACUUUACUGAUCAGUGUGCUCCAUGUCAGGUUGUGUGUUUUGUUAGCUUCUACUGUAAAGAUACUGAGAUCUUGGAUUUUCCCUUAGGGUUGAAUGUCCUCUGUGAGGCGUCUGAUGGUUGACUGGGUGGUACUGCUUCCUCUACAGUUUUCUGUGAGAAUGAGCUGGUAGACACAACAUACACUGAGUGUACAAAACAUUAAGGACACCUGCUCUUUCCAUGACAGACUGACCA